Messenger RNA from Phodopus roborovskii (desert hamster), 944 nucleotides. RefSeq names its product olfactory receptor 10. The record is from RefSeq and is a predicted model, not a curated record. Lineage: Eukaryota; Metazoa; Chordata; Mammalia; Rodentia; Cricetidae. Gene Ontology annotation, molecular function: olfactory receptor activity; G protein-coupled receptor activity. Gene Ontology annotation, biological process: G protein-coupled receptor signaling pathway. Gene Ontology annotation, cellular component: membrane. The transcript has a single exon. The coding region runs from base 9 to 944 and encodes 311 amino acids.
CGAAGGCUAUGGGAAGCUUCAAUGCCAGUUUGGGCAAAGGCUUCAUUUUGGUGGGCUUCUCAGACUGGCCUCAAUUAGAACUCAUUCUUUUUAUCUACAUUUUGAUUUUCUACUCCUUAACGCUCUUUGGCAACACCGCCAUCAUUGCUCUGUCACAAGUGGACCUCCGGUUGCACACACCUAUGUACUUUUUCCUCUCCCACCUCUCCUUCCUGGACCUCUGCUACACCACCAGCACCGUGCCCCAGCUCCUGAUCAAUAUUGAGGGACAUGACCACACCAUCACGUACGGAAGGUGUGUGGCCCAGCUCUUCAGUGUGCUUGCCUUGGGCUCCACAGAAAGUAUGCUUCUAGUGGUGAUGGCCUUUGACCGCUAUGCUGCUGUGUGCCGUCCCCUCCUCUACACAACCAUUAUGCAUCCCCUGCUGUGCCAGGCACUGGCUAUCUCUUCGUGGGCAGCAGGCCUCUUGAACUCUCUGAUUCAGACAAGCCUCAUGAUGGCCAUGCCUCUCUGUGGCUAUCGACUGAAUCAUUUCUUCUGUGAGAUGCCUGUGUUCCUCAAGUUGGCUUGCAAGGACACAGCUGGAACGGAGGCCAAGAUGUUUGUGGCCAGGGCCAUAAUCCUGGUUUUUCCUGCGACACUGAUUCUAGGAUCCUAUGCACACAUUGCCAGGGCUGUGUUGAAGGUCAAGUCAAUAUCUGGCCGCAGAAAAGCUUUUGGGACUUGUGGAUCACACCUCCUGGUUGUUUCUAUGUUUUAUGGCUCAACCAUCUACACAUACUUGCAACCAAAUGACAGUUAUUCUGAGAAUGAGGGGAAGUUUGUUGCCCUUUUUUAUACCAUAGUCACCCCCAUGCUCAACCCUCUAAUUUAUACGCUGAGGAACAAGGAUGUGAAGGGGGCUCUGUGGAAGGCACUAGGGAGAGGCACAGAAUCAAGGUAG